Coregonus clupeaformis (lake whitefish) is the source of this 4632-nucleotide messenger RNA. RefSeq names its product RNA polymerase II elongation factor ELL. Gene Ontology annotation, biological process: snRNA transcription by RNA polymerase II; transcription elongation by RNA polymerase II; positive regulation of transcription elongation by RNA polymerase II. Gene Ontology annotation, cellular component: transcription elongation factor complex. The transcript is spliced from 12 exons. Gene Ontology annotation, molecular function: cis-regulatory region sequence-specific DNA binding. The record is from RefSeq and is a predicted model, not a curated record. The coding region runs from base 33 to 1997 and encodes 654 amino acids. NCBI's taxonomy places the organism in Eukaryota, Metazoa, Chordata, Actinopteri, Salmoniformes, Salmonidae.
UCGUGCGUGAGCGUGGAGGAAAUGGUAGCAAGAUGGCGGCGUUGAAGGAGGAGCAGUGCUACGGAUUGUCCUGUGGACGAGUGAGCAAUGGUAGUAAUGUCUCCGUCUUUCACGUAAAACUCACUGACAGCGCCUUGAGAGCAUUUGAAGGUUAUCAAAGCAACAAGGGACUGUCUUCACAACCGCUGAUCCGAUUUACUGGAAGCCAAGGGAAAAUCUCAAUACCACGGUCGGAAAAUCCGAAUGAGCUGCGAACAUUUACUUUCUACUUGUCCAAUGUUGGUAGAGACAACCCACAGGGCAGCUUUGACUGCAUCCAGCAGUACAUCACCAGUGAGGGGAGCAUUCAGCUGGACUGCCUGGGUGGGAUCCAAGACAAGAUCACAGUGUGUGCCACGGACGACUCUUACCAGAAGGCCAGGCAAAGCAUGGCUCAGGCAGAGGAGGAGACCCGCAGCAGGGGUGCUAUCGUCAUCAAGCCUGGCGGGAGAUACGUGGGUAAGAAGGUGCAGAUCCGGAAACCAGCACCUGGGCUGUCUGACAUCGCUCCAUCGCGGCGGACGUCGCGGCCGGUCAUCAUCUCCAGCAGUGUGGUGAAGAAGAGCACGGUGCAGCAGAGGCCCCUGAGGGAGCGCCUCACCCACCUGCUGGCCCUCAAGCCCUACAGGAAGCCUGAGCUCAUCCUGCGCCUGCAGAAGGAUGGCCUCUUGCCCUUUGACAAGGACUCUCUGGACAGCCUUCUGCAACAGGUGGCUAACCUAAAUGUGAGAGACAACACCUUCACAUUGAAGGACUCUUUAUUCAAGGACAUUCAGAAGGACUGGCCAGGCUACACUGAGGGAGACCAGCAACUUCUGAAGAGGAUCCUUGUUCGGAAAAUGUGUCAGGCCCAGAGUCAGACUCCGAGCACUGCCACCACAGUGGCUCCUCCAGCUGAGGUCCCACUCCCAGUGAGCCCUCCCAAAGAGCUGGCUAGCAGCUCCCCGUCGCAGAAACGGCCUGCUGCGGAUUUCAUCGAUCCUCUGGCCAACAAAAAGCCCAGGAUAUCACACAUGGCCAACAAGGCAGCGGUGCCAAUAAAUGGCAAGCAGAGUUCCUCCAAUGGAAAGGAGGUGAGUGGGGCCAUGGUCGCCGUGCCAGCGAUGGGAGAAGGCGUGAUGUCCAGCUCCCAGCUCCCCUUACUGGACAUCCACCGGCCCUUCGACCCACUCUCCGACGUCAGUAACGAUUCCAGCCACAAUGGCCGGGACUGUGAGGGCCAGGAGGCCGCCGUGGCUGAGAGACUGAGCCAGCCACCAGUCUUCUCUGGGCCCGCAGCGCUGUCCGUACCAACCCUGGGCCCCACGUCCCCUGGACACACUGGCCUAGAUGGGCCCCGGGGCAAGAGCACCUCGCCCUCCCUGCACGGCAAGUCCAAGAAGAAGUCCAAAAAACACAAAGACAAGGAAAAGUCCAAAGAGAGGGAACGGGGGAGAGUGAGGGAAAAGGAGAGGAAAGGAGCAGAGGAGCCUGUUCCUGAGCCAAGAAAAGCCUGUGACAUCCCCUCCAGCCCUGAAAACCUGAAGAGCAGUAGUAUUCCACACAGCAGCACAGAUCUCAAUGGAAUGUGCAACAACACCAGUGUUCCUUCAUCAUCAACUGAGAUGACAGACUAUUUAUCGGAGUAUACCGUGAUUGGCUCUUCCGAGCAGCGUCAAACAUACAAGAAUGACUUUAAUACUGAGUAUAGUGAGUACCGGGGCCUCCACGCUCGGAUAGAGGGCAUCACCCGGCAGUUCACUGUGCUCGACACUGAGCUUAAGCAGCUCCAACAAGGCACAGACAAGUACAAGACAAUUCACAAUCAGAUACUCCAAGAGUAUCGUAAAAUAAAAAAGACGAAUCCCAACUAUAGCCAAGAGAAGAACCGCUGUGAAUAUCUACACAGCAAACUGGCACAUAUAAAGAAACUUAUAGCUAAGUAUGAUCAACAGCAACUUCAAAACUGGACUGGUUGACAUUUUCUCUUUUCUCUCUGCAAACCAGACAGAGAAACUCUGGAUUCUGUUUGCUCUAAAAGUACUUAUUAAAGAUGCCAUGAAGGGAGGGAGUAUUCCCCUCAUUGGGGCCAAAAGCACUAGCGAGGACAAAGCAGACCACAUAUUAUUUUAUAUAUUUUUUGAAGAUGUGGCAUGUUUGGCCAGAUCUCUGUGUAGCUACACUGCUUCCAGAAAAGCUUUGCGUGGCGUUUCUCAUACUCCCAGUCCCACUAAGUGCACAGAGAUCUCUCGAAGAGUAGAAAUGGAAAAUCCACAUUCUUUGGAGAUCUCCAAACAGCCUUUCCUGGUUUGUAGACUGGGCGGUGGUGGUGACACUGAAAUGGAGUCGGCAGAUAUUAUGCCAAAUGCAAAUAGUUUGUUUGAGAACAGAUAAAAUGUAAUGAAAUAUAUGGUAUCACAUUUUCCCCAUAUAUUGAAAUGUAAGGUUCUGAUGUUGAACUCUAUUUUACUGUUUCUUUUAUUUAUUGUUUUAUUUUUGGACAUCCAUAGGAGUAACAAGUUCUGUUGUAAUUUUACACUCCUCAAUAUCAGUACUACAAAGCAGUGUCUCUUGUUUUUGUCUUCACAUCUUGAAUGUCAACCAGUAUUUUAUGCAAAAACUGCCUUGGCAAUCAUAUUGUCCAUCUGUUGCGAUUCAUACUUUUUUUUCCUUUUAAAGAGAUACACCUAUCCCCAUCGAUUUAAAUAAAGACUAUGCUAUAAAAAUUCCAGUCAGGCAUAGGUGCCUCUGCUUGGCUUUUCUUACAUAUUGUUCAAAUGUCUUAACCAGAAGGACAUCAUGUAAGAGCAGCCGCAGCCUCUGGUGAUAGGCGCUUACUGAAUUUUUAAGGGUUAACACAAGCUGGGAAACUAUUUUUCACAAUGUCGUGGCAAGCUCUGAUUGUUUUUCGUAUGGUUACAGUGAUGGUACUUGGCUAUGCUUGUGUGCUAUGGGGCAAGGUUGUUUUCCCUACGCAGUUGUUAAACAUUUACAUUUACGUCAUUUAGCAGACGCUCUUAUCCAGAACCAGUUCACUAUGGUGUCAGACUCACUGUCCUCAUGUACACACCAGGCAAAUUUGGAUCAUUGUAUUGUAUCACCUAAUGCAUACAGGGAAGAUGAGGUAAUCAGCGCUUUGACAUAAUGUAGUCUGUUUAAUCACAAGUUGGAAGAUACAGUAUUCGUAUAUCCCAUGCAGCAGCUUUUACCAUUGUAACUUUUCUCUUUGCAACUGUUUAAAGUGUACUGGAAUAUAUUGGUAGGAUCAUUUCCUUCUAAUUCAUGCAAACAAUUUGCUCUUAAACAAGUGUUUUAUUUCCUACAUCUAGUGUUUUGUUCAUCAACAUGAUUGUUAAGACGACUGUUAACCCAAGACCAGCCUCCCCGAUCUUCCAAGUGGAGUGGAUGACUAUUAUCUUUGUAUAUCUGCCAAGCUAAAGUAUUCCAGCGCCUCAACGUGUCCUGAACCCCUGAAAUGAUCAGUAACGCUAUAAUGUUUUUGUAAACUUUGUCACUGAGCUCUCCCGAAAUCACUGUUCAGUCAAGUUUGUUCUAGUCAACUAAUGCAUUUCUGAUAUUAACCUUUCUAUGUGAAAUAUGAGAAAUCUGCACUUUUUUUCAGCAAAUCUUACUGUUACUCUUACCUGGGUUUUGUCUAAAUGAGACGUUUCCCUUUGUCCAUCAGAGUGCAUGCUUUAUGACCUGUAUUUGUAUCUUUACGUAAAACUGCUGCCUAAGGAUAUACAAAUCCAAGCAAAGGCCUGAUCAGACCUCAAUAUGGAAACUUUCUGACUAGCAUUAAUACCAAAACAAAAUGCUCUCCCAGGAAUUGAGCAAAUGGCAAAAUGAUUUGAGUAUUUUCUACUUACCAUUGGUGAUAAAGAAUUGUUGAUUUAGUUGGAAAAUACUGUAAUUUUAAUCCGUAUUUGCCCUACGAAAUUUAAUCUAGUCUUUGGUUACGACGUGAGCGGGGCUCAUAUUCACUUCAAAUGGGCUCUCCAUGCUUCUGCUCAGAUGUUUCAAUGUAAUGUAUGUUUACUGUAUCAUCACUUCCUAAAAUCCAAACACUACACAACAUGGCCAGCGUUCAGAGAUUCAUUUAUCACAAUGCUGAUUAUUGGGGCUGAUUUGAGAUUGCAUCUGGAAAGAGGACGUUGCGGUCUUAUGAAUGUUUUGUGACCAGAAUCAAUUCUCAGCAUCACCCAUUACUGUGGAACCCUUUAAAUAAGUCACUUUUCACUGGUCUCUGAGUGAGUUGUUUUAUAGAGACAUUCUGAUAGGAUUACUGUAUACAUUUCUCUUGCGGUCAAAUCUAUGUUGAUGCCAUUCUCUUCAUCAAUAAAGAUGGUAAAGGCAUUUAUUGGCUCAGAUAUGGAGCUAAGUUGUGUUUAAGUAUGAAUUGCCAGUACAGAACCCCAUGGUAUGAGUUGAAUGUGCCAAAUGACCUGUUGUAUAGGUUUUCAUAUGACUACAAAUGGUGCUGUUUUAGCAAAGAGAUGGCUUUGGAGGAGACUCUGCGAUGUUGGCGCUUAAACCCAAAGCACGCUUUUUGAAACCGUAAGGGAUUAGGACUGAAAUUGAUCUUUAUUUGAAUAAAAUUAUUUCAAAUCCUUA